AGGCCCAGUGCCCCUGAUACAGCCAGCUGCAGGCCUCGCUCUUCUCCACUCCACUGUACUUUACUUUUGUCCACAAGACCACGAUUAGGCCCCUCUGACACAAACAACGAGAGAACGGAUCUCAUUCCCAGACUUGACCGUGACACCUGAAGGAGCGAUGAGCGAGUGCGAUGCCCUUUUUGUGCUCAAAGUCCUGUGCUGUCUGCUGCUAACAUGUCACGCCGUAGAUGGAAGGAAGAUGAGAGGACAUCCAGCCGACGUGGCCGUUCUGGGAGACAAGACGGUCCCUGUGAAGGCAAAAGAGCCCCACAUCAGCAGCUCGGUCUUCCGGCUAUUGGUGGCGAGGGAGGACACCUGCACACUGGAGCCGCCGCAGCUGCACGGCCUCUCGUCCUGCGGCUUCAACGCCACUAAUCCCCUCAUCAUCAUCACUCACGGGUGGUCGAUGGAUGGCAUGAUGGAAAACUGGGUGAUAAGGUUGGCCUCCGUCCUCAAGACUCAUCUGCGAGACGUCAACGUCGUGAUAACCGACUGGCUGUCCCUGGCUCACCAGCACUACCCCAAAGCGGCUCACAGCACGCGCCUGGUUGGAAAAGACAUUGCGCAUCUGUUGUCCUCACUCAAGGAGCACUAUGACUAUUCAUUCCAGAAGGUUCAUUUGAUUGGUUAUAGCCUCGGCGCUCACAUCUCUGGAUUUGCUGGAAGCCACUUUAAAGGACGAGACCAAAUCGGAAGAAUUACUGGUCUGGAUCCUGCCGGGCCGUUGUUUGAAGGCAUGUCGCCCACGGACAGGCUGUCGCCCGACGAUGCCGAGUUCGUGGACGCCGUUCACACGUUCACCCACGAGCGUCUGGGCCUCAGUGUGGGUAUCAAGCAAGCUGUGGCUCAUUAUGACUUUUACCCCAAUGGGGGCGACUUCCAACCUGGAUGCCACUUGCACAACAUCUACGAGCACGUCUCCCAGUACGGCCUUCUUGGUUUUGGACAAACGGUCAAAUGCGCCCACGAGCGCUCUGUGCAUCUGUUCAUUGACUCAGUACUCAACGAGGACCGUCCGAUCAGAGCGUACAGGUGCAGCGACAACCGGGCCUUUAACAAAGGCGUCUGUCUGGACUGCCGAAGGAACCGCUGCAACACGCUUGGCUACAACAUCAAAAAAGUUCGAACGGGAAAACGCAACAAGAGGCUCUACCUGCAAACACGCUCCAGGAUGCCCUAUAAGCUUUAUCACUACCAGCUGAGGAUUCAGUUUGAGCAGCCCAUGCAGAGCACCACACCUUCUCUCAGCAUCUCCCUCACUGGUACCAAAGAGGAAAGCGGAGCAAUUCCUCUCGCCUUCACGGAGCAGGUUCUGGGGAAUAAGAUGUACACCUUCCUGAUCACCAUGGACAAACAUUUGGGGGAUUUGAUGUUGCUCAAGUUUCACUGGGAAGGUUCGGCUCUGUGGAAAGACGUGUGGAACCGAGUGCAGACCAUCAUGACGUGGGGCGGACGGGACACCAAACCACUGCUGACUGUGAACAAAAUCAGCGUCAAAGAUGGCGACACACAAGAACGGACAUCUUUUUGUGCCAUGACAAAUGACGAACGGCAUGUGGAAAUGUCCAAAGUUAAAGUGUUUGUGCGUUGUCAACAAGAGCCAGGAAUGAAGCACAAAAAGAGGACGCACACGUAACUACACCGAAAUGUGGCAGAACCGCUCCAUGGACUGGUUUUCGCUUUGGGCUCCGAGGACGUGCAGCUCAAAGAUUGGGAAGGUCGCAGUGGAUGUGUGAGAGAAACGGGAGAGAAUGUGCGGUUGUUGUGAAGCAGCCUAUUAAGUGUGUAGAAAUAUUUGAUUACAUCACAACUUACCUUCCUGAGCAGAUGGAAAUCGAAAAAGUCAGGUCGUGUUCUAACAUUUCCGGCAUUUGGGAGAAAAACUGUUGAAAACUUGCCAGUUCAGCUAUUAUCGGAUGACAGCAAACUCACUGAAUUCCCAUUAGGAAGUUCAGUAGCAUUUUCUUGACAAUUCCAGGGAUUCGAUUUCAUUUUAUGCUUGUAAAUGUGAAAAUAAAUAACAAAGGCAACAAAACUGAAUCAAACCCAAGACUUAUCAGCAAUAAACUGAUCAUUUCUGUUUUGGCAUUUUUCACUUCUACAGUUGCAAAAACACAAACGCAUGAGUGAAACAAUUUGACGAGGGUUGAACAAAUCAAGACCAUAGGUCACAAAAACAAGCACAAUGACAUCAGUAAAGUCGCACACCUAAAGUUGUACUACAAUUGAUGCUCCUGGUCACUUAAAAAAAAACACACACAAAAAAAAACAGUGCAACGAUUAUCCGCACCAACAGCACACGCGUCAUCGUAUCGUAUUGUAUUGCUCCAUUGAUCACUUUCUCUGCUCAUUGUCGCACAGCUGUCAUCGGGUGACAAAGAAAAUGAUCUACAGAUCAUGGCUCUCUGCAGAAAUUGCAUAUCCAUUCAUC
Messenger RNA from Hippocampus comes (tiger tail seahorse), 2470 nucleotides. It is a transcript of the gene lipca, whose product is annotated as lipase, hepatic a. NCBI's taxonomy places the organism in Eukaryota, Metazoa, Chordata, Actinopteri, Syngnathiformes, Syngnathidae. The coding region runs from base 158 to 1675 and encodes 505 amino acids. Gene Ontology annotation, biological process: lipid catabolic process. The transcript has 9 exons. Gene Ontology annotation, molecular function: apolipoprotein binding; lipoprotein lipase activity. The record is from RefSeq and is a predicted model, not a curated record.